GAGGGAGCGCGGCGAGGGCAGCGCGGCGGGUGGGGAUUACCGGGCCGGAACCCGCCGGCGGUGCCCGGGAGGACCUGCCGCCCGACGCUCCGGGACCGGGCGGAGUGCGCCGCAGAUUUCUGCUUGGCAGAUUACUCAAAGGCAAGAAGGACCACCCUACCAUUCUUUGAUUGUUGCCCCUGUAAGACCCCAGCAACAGACUCGAGGCCAAGUCAUCCGUGCUGCCAUACACCCUUCCCACCCCAGACACUCCUCUGGGGUCCACAUGAGGUCAACAGUGUGAAGAUGACCAGUGCCUUCUUACCUUCUUAGCAUGACGACCUUGGACCAUGUGAUCGCAACCCAUCAGUCAGAGUGGGUCUCCUUCAAUGAAGAGCCACUCUUUCUUGUCCCUUCUGAGGGGGGCACUGAAGAGCACUUCCCAGAACUGUCAUCUUCCUCAGGUCCAUCUGAGAGCUCCUCUGGGGAGAACCAUGUGGUGGAUGGAGUCUCUCAGGAUCUUUCCCACUCAGAGCAGGAUGACUCUUCUGAAAAGAUGGGCCUCAUCUCUGAAGCAGCUUCCCCUCCUGGGAGCCCUGAACAGCCUCCACCUGACCUUGCCUCAGCCAUUAGCAACUGGGUUCAGUUUGAAGAUGACACACCCUGGGCCAGCACCUCACCAUCUCAUAAGGAAACAGCUCUUCCAUUGACCAUGCCCUGCUGGACAUGCCCUUCCUUUGAGUCCCUGAGAAGAUGUCCUCUGACCUCCGAGAGCAGCUGGACCACCCAUUCUGAAGAUACCAGCAGUCCUAGUGUUGGCCCUUCAUACACAGACCUACAGUUCAUCAAUGCAGAAGAACAGGCAAGCCGCAGGACUUCUGGGGCUGACUCAACUGACAAUUCCUCCUCCCUCCAGGAAGAUGAAGAAGUAGAGGUGGAAACCAUUAGCUGGCAGGCGAGCAGGCCAGCCAUGAACGGGCAACCUGCCCCUCCAGUGACUUCUGCGCGCUUCCCCAGCUGGGUCACUUUCGAUGACAAUGAAGUCCACUGCACUUUGCCACCCGUCACCUCCCCUUUGAAGCCAAGUACACCACCACCUUCUGCACCUGUGACCUCAGACAUACCUUAUAACUCCACCCGGUCAUUUAAGAGGGACCGUCCCAAGAGUACGUUGAUGAACUUCUCCAAAGCUCAGAAGCUAGACAUUUCCUCCUUGAACCGCCCACCUUCCAUAACUGAGGCACCACCGUGGAGAGCAACCAAUCCCUUCCUGAAUGAGACUCUACAGGAUGUCGAGCCCUCCCCUAUCAACCCAUUCAGUGCUUUCUUUGAGGAACAAGAGCGGCGUUCCCAAAACAGUUCCAUUUCCAGUACCACUGGCAAAAGCCAAAGAGAUUCUCUCAUUGUAAUCUACCAGGAUGCCAUCAGUUUUGAUGAUUCUAGCAAAACUCAAUCCCACUCUGAUGCUGUGGAAAAACUCAAACAACUCCAAAUUGAUGACCCUGAUCACUUGGGCAGCACAACACUACCUGACGAUGACCCAGCAGCCUGGGUUCACCUGGAUGCUCACCUGCCUGGGUCAGCUGUGUCCCAGCCCAGGGAUGGGUGGUCAAUGAUGCUGAGGAUCCCUGAGAAGAAAAACAUCAUGUCCUCCAGGCACUGGGGACCAAUCUACAUCAAACUGACUGACAGUGGUUUCCUGCAGCUAUAUUAUGAACAGGGCCUAGAAAAACCAUUCCGUGAGUUCAAGCUGGAGAUCUGCCAUGACGUUUCAGAACCCAGGCUUCAAAACUACGACGAGAAUGGGAGGAUCCACAGUUUGCGGAUAGAUCGUGUCACUUACAAGGAGAAGAAGAAAUACCAGCCCAAACCCGCUGUGACCCACACCGCAGAGCGGGAGCAAGUGAUUAAGCUGGGCACCACCAAUUACGACGACUUCCUGAGCUUCAUCCGCGCAGUUCAGGACUGUCUCAUGGAUCUGCCUGUCUUGUCAAUGGACUUGAGCACUGUUGGCUUGAACUACCUGGAAGAAGAGAUUACGGUGGAUGUCAGAGAUGAAUUCACCGGUAUUGUGAGCAAAGGCGAAAACCAGAUCCUCCAGCACCAUGUCUUGACUCGGAUCCAUAUCCUGAGUUUUCUCUCUGGGUUGGCAGAGUGUCGCUUGGGCCUCAAUGAUAUCCUCAUCAAAGGCAAUGAGAUUGUUUCUCGACAGGACAUCAUGCCCACCACCACCAGCAAGUGGAUCAAGCUCCAUGAGUGCCGCUUCCAUGGGUGUGUGGACGAGGAGGUCUUCAACAGCUCCCGUGUUAUUCUGUUCAACCCUUUGGAUGCAUGCCGGUUUGAACUAAUGCGGUUCAGGACCGUGUUUGCUGAAAAGACUUUGCCCUUCACCCUCAGGACAGCGGCAAGCAUCAACGGGGCAGAGGUGGAAGUGCAGAGCUGGCUGAGGAUGUCAACCGGCUUCUCAUCUAACUGCGACCCCCUCACUCAGGUUCCCUGUGAGAAUGUAAUGGUUCGUUACCCAGUGCCUAGUGAGUGGGUGAAAAACUUCCGAAGGGAAAGUGUCCUGGGGGAAAAGUCUUUGAAAGCCAAAGUGAACCGGGGAGCAAGUUUUGGCUCAACUAGUAUCUCGGGCUCCGAGCCUGUCAUGAGAGUAACUCUGGGAACUGCCAAAUAUGAGCAUGCCUUCAACUCCAUUGUGUGGAGGAUAAACCGACUGCCCGACAAAAACUCAGCAUCUGGACACCCACACUGCUUCUUUUGCCACCUGGAACUUGGCUCUGACCGGGAAGUGCCUUCCAAGUUUGCCAGUCAUGUGAAUGUGGAAUUCAGCAUGCCCACAACUUCUGCCUCCAAAGCUGCUGUUCGAUCCGUCUCCGUGGAAGACAAGACUGAUGUCCGGAAGUGGGUCAAUUAUUCUGCACACUACAGCUACAAGGUGGAAAUUGAACAAAAAAAGAGUUUGAAGCCAGACUGUGAUGAAGAUGAAAUGGCUAAUCCCAAGGAGUGUGGGGUACAGUGAUAAAGACUUACAUCAAGUAAUCCUAACCCAAGAGUCACGACAGGAUGCCUUCCUGAAUAGCUGAAGUUGAAGUCAACACGUGCUGUGGCGACUCCAUGUGGGAACAGUCUAUGAGAGCUUCCUGUUCACGGUUACCUGUAUUUCAACAGGAGAACCCCUGAGGUGGUUGCUUGCUGGAAGCUAGUUGACCCUGAUCAUGCCUGAAGCACGUGGUGCACCUGACUUUUGAAGCUUAUUAUGUAAUUAAGCUUCUUUGUCUGUUUCUGCUUGUAUUGCAGCACUGGUAUGUGGUUUGUGAAGACAGAGUUUGGAAAGGAACCUCCAACGUCAGUGUUGGUACUGGUUCUGAAAAUCAUUUAUCCCUCAAGAGUGUCUGGAGAAAAGUAGUCCUGAGAAAUCAAUCCCAAAACCAUCUCUGUCACUCUUUAUAUAAAAGGCUCUGAAAAGGUUCAAAGUAAAUUUCCUCUUUGGGUCUAGUAGACCUUGUGUAGAGUCUUUGAACGUUAAAUGUUAACACUAUGCAAGAGGAGUUUUUCAGGUGUUCUCUCCUUGUUCUAGAUUGCUUUGAACUCAAGGGUUUUUGUUGUUGUUGUUGUUGUUAUGUUUUGUUUUGUUGUUUAUUAUUUUCCUAUUUCUCAAGGGUUUCAGUCACAGGAUUUGUUAUCCUACGUCACAAUAGACAAUGGGAAAAACUAGGAUUUUUUUAAAAAUUCAGUGACUGGGCCUACAUUCUACAAAUAGAUUGGAUUGGAUUUAUAUUUCUUUUGAGUGGAAAACAAAAUUGAAUUUGCCUUUCCUCUGUGGAAAAGGGUCAUUAAAUGUAAGAUUAUAUUCAGUUCAGUAAACAGCCUCAGUGUCAGUGAAUUUUCAAAUUCACACUGAAAAAUACAUACCCCUUCUGCUUCCUGAGACAUAUGAGGACUCAUUUAUAUGGAUUCAUGUCCUCUGGCAUUUAUCAGGGGCAUUUGGGAGUCCUUUUUAUACCUCAUAGCCACUAAACGGUUGCAUGUCUCUUUAACUCAAACGUUACAAGAAUUUCAAGGUGAAAGGAUUUUUUUUAACUAACUUUGAAUGAACUUUCCCCCCAGUGUCAGAGUUUGAUCAUCACAGUAUUGUAAUAGAUCCAAAACAGUAGAGUCGGUAUGGAGGAAAGCCAUUAUUUCCCAAUCCUGGUUCUAAGAGUUGAGACACUCAAUCUUCUUUCCCUUCAUCUAUACCUGCCCACAUCUGCAUCACAUUUGUAUCUUGGUGUUUUCUCUUGUGAAGAAAGGACACUUAAUCAGCUUUGUAGCUAAUACAGGAAUUGGCAAUAUUUCCAGUUUUGGCUGACCAAUUGAAGAUUUACUCAGUGAAUGGUCAUUGAAUUUUAACUGUUUUGACAAUGGAUUACAGAAAUCGUAAUGUUUUAAAUUUUCUAAGGAUAAUACUGAACCUACAGGGAUGUGGCUGAACAGAUGUUAGCGAGAAAUCUUACAUUCUGUGUUUUUAUACUUAAAAUGCCAUCCUCAAAGUACAAUGUUGAGUAUAUGAGUGGGCUUGUGUGUGUGUGUGUUAAUGUGCUUGGUAGUGCCUGGAAAGAGGCAAACAGGUCAACAAUAACUGUUUUUUU
This is a messenger RNA of Dipodomys spectabilis (banner-tailed kangaroo rat), 4610 nucleotides long. It is a transcript of the gene Ston2, whose product is annotated as stonin 2. Gene Ontology annotation, biological process: regulation of endocytosis; synaptic vesicle endocytosis; clathrin-dependent endocytosis. Gene Ontology annotation, molecular function: clathrin-cargo adaptor activity. The record is from RefSeq and is a predicted model, not a curated record. Lineage: Eukaryota; Metazoa; Chordata; Mammalia; Rodentia; Heteromyidae. The coding region runs from base 314 to 3001 and encodes 895 amino acids. The transcript has 8 exons. Gene Ontology annotation, cellular component: synaptic vesicle; AP-2 adaptor complex.